This is a messenger RNA of Lathyrus oleraceus (garden pea), 670 nucleotides long. Its product is annotated as protein HIGH ARSENIC CONTENT 1, mitochondrial. Gene Ontology annotation, molecular function: catalytic activity. The transcript is spliced from 6 exons. NCBI's taxonomy places the organism in Eukaryota, Viridiplantae, Streptophyta, Magnoliopsida, Fabales, Fabaceae. The record is from RefSeq and is a predicted model, not a curated record. The coding region runs from base 136 to 546 and encodes 136 amino acids.
ACAUUUAAAACGGUCAACGACUCGAAAACCUUAGUAACGCUAAGUCUUCAUUUCAUAAAUACCUUUCAUACAAAUAAAUAUUUUGCAUUGAUAACUAAUUUUCAGGAGUGUUAAUCUUUAUUUACAAAGAAAAUAAUGGAUACCACAAAGGAUCAUCAAAAUGUUAUUACCUUAGACGUCCAUGCUGCCAAAGAUCUGCUACAUUCAUCUGGUUACAAAUAUCUUGAUGCGAGGUCAGUGGAGGAAUUCAACAAAGGCCAUGUCGAGAAUGCUAUUAAUAUCCCCUAUAUGUUCAAGACAGAAGAAGGACGGGUGAUAAAUCCUGAUUUUGUUAGCCAAGUAGAAGCAAUAUGUAAGAGUGAGGAUCACUUAAUAGUGGCUUGCAAUAGUGGCGGAAGAUCAAGUCGAGCAUGUGUUGAUCUCCAUAAAUCAGGAUUUCAAAAUAUUGUUAACAUGGGUGGAGGCUAUUCUGCGUGGGCGGAUGCUGGAUUUGUAGGUGACAACCCUGCACAACACCUUAAAACAGCUUGCAAGUUCCGUCUAUAAUUAUGCUUGUCAACAUUGAAAGAUUGCCUACUAUUAUAAUAUUUCACUGCCUCUCUAAUGUAAUUUUAUUUUGGAAUAAUACCAUUUUACCCCUAUAAUAUAAGUUAAUUUGAUUUAUGUGUAA